GUCUCCAUUCCCCGUGUCCCUCUCAUCACUCCCACUCGCUGGCACUCGUGACGCGACAAGCGACGGGCAGGGAACGCCUUUCCCCGCCGAUGCUCGCCGGCGGUGCCGACGGCAACGGCCACCUGCCGCAGCCGCGCAGUGCGCUGCGCGUAGGAGGGAUGGCCCCCCCUCCGCCGGGCCAAGCGGCCUCAGCGCCGCCGCCGCAUCCCGCGCCGCCGCCCUGCACCGACUACGACAUGGCCUACUUCAGGGCCUACUCCCACAUCGGCGUCCACGAGGAAAUGCUCAAGGAUCAUGUGAGAACAAAUAGUUACAGAAAUGCUAUCAUGAAUCACCAAGAUCUAAUUUCAGGCAAGGUCGUGUUAGAUGUUGGUUGCGGCACUGGCGUUCUUUCUGUAUUUUGUGCUUUUGCUGGUGCCUCUCGGGUCUAUGCAGUCGAUGCAAGCGAUAUUGCAUUGCAGGCAAUGGAAGUUGUGAGAGAAAAUGAUCUGUCUGACAAAGUCAUUGUUUUGCAUGGCCGAAUUGAGGAUGUUGAUAUCGAAGAAAAAGUGGAUGUCAUCAUAUCUGAAUGGAUGGGCUACAUGCUUCUCCAUGAGAGUAUGCUGGGCAGCGUAAUUUUCGCUCGGGAUAAAUGGCUUACGCCAGGGGGUCUUAUUCUUCCGUCUCAUGCAUCACUUUAUCUGGCACCUAUUACAAAUUCUCAGAGAUAUCAGGAUAGUAUUUACUUCUGGCGAGAUGUAUAUGGUAUAAAGAUGUCUUCUAUGAUGCCUCUUGCCAAACAAUGUGCAUUCAUGGAGCCCUCUGUUGAGACGAUUAGCGGAGAGAAUGUUUUGACAUGGCCAACGGUGGUGGCACAAGUGGAUUGUUAUACCGUACAAGCUUCGGACCUUGAAAUUAUUACGGCUGCAUAUAAGUUUACAUCAAUGCUGCAAGCUCCAUUGCAUGGAUUUGCAUUUUGGUUUGAUGUCGAGUUUAACGGGCCAGUUCGCCAAAAAACUAAGAAGCAAGCAAGCCAACCCUCGGAUGGGAACAUGCAAAAUGCCAGCCCAAGCAGUAAAAAGAAAAAACCAGAUGUCUCGAUUGUUCUGUCAACUGCCCCAGAGGAUGCACCUACUCACUGGCAGCAGACACUAUUGUAUUUGUUUGAACCUAUCGGGCUAAAGAAGGACCAGAUAAUUGAAGGUUCUGUUACCAUAUCUCAGAGCCAGCAACAUUCUCGUUUCCUCAACAUCUCUCUGAAAUAUUUUACUGGAGAUCAAUGGUAUGUUAAAGAAUCUGUGAUGCGAUAACAUGGGUAACUUGAACAGAGUAAUGCUUUCUGGAUAGGUGGAAAUGCAUCAUGAACCUCAUUGAUUAUUGCAAUUUUGGAGCAUUCUGACUGGAGCAGGAUAUCAUGAUGGCAAAUAGAUCAACAUGUGCUAUCAUUUUGUAUGCUGGAAAUUUUGUUGGAAACAGAUCAAUCCUCCAGCAUUCCAACAAUAUUCCUUUACUCCAAAGCAGGUCUUAGAUUUUCAUUAUCUGCAGUACGACUUGAAUAGGUCUGUAGCCUAAUGAUUAGUGUAUCCACAAUUGAUGAAGAAUGGAUUGGGGGAACUUUGAUAAUUACAAGUAUCAUCUUAACUCAUCCAUCAGCCGCUUCUUUUACACUAGAGAGCUAUGUAGGUUAUUUCCAUUGUUUUUAAGAACUACCUGCCAGUACAAAAUCCAUCCGGCCCUUGAGAAGUUGUAAUAAUAGUGUGUAUGCUAAAUCAUCAUUUCUGACAGUAUCAGAAAAUUAUCAAAGAAAAAUCAAGUUAUAU
Messenger RNA from Brachypodium distachyon (stiff brome), 1799 nucleotides. RefSeq names its product probable protein arginine N-methyltransferase 6.2. Bases 90 to 1289 code for a protein of 399 amino acids. The transcript has 13 exons. Gene Ontology annotation, molecular function: protein-arginine N-methyltransferase activity. Lineage: Eukaryota; Viridiplantae; Streptophyta; Magnoliopsida; Poales; Poaceae. The record is from RefSeq and is a predicted model, not a curated record. Gene Ontology annotation, biological process: peptidyl-arginine methylation.